AUGAAUAAAAUCAGUGGUAGCAUGGAUACUAAGGAAGAUGGAUGCGACUCUCCCAUCUCCCAUCCCGGAACCAGCGGCAACACACGCGUACGCAAAACCCAUAUCACCACCCAUCUAAACAACCUUCCGACUAACCCCUCUUCCAGUGCCUCGGUAUUCACCCCAAUCAACCUCGUCCUCCUCUCCCUCUUCGCCUUCCUAGUCUACCUACGCCUCAAACCCGCCGCUCCCCCAACACUUCCCCGCGCCCCUCCCGCCACCGUCUUCCGCACUUUCACACCCCCCGCGCUCUUCCCCUACAACGGCCUCAACAACAUGCCCGUGUACCUGGCCGUGCGAGGCCGCGUCUUCGACGUAACCGCCGGCCGCAAUUUCUACGGCCCGGGGGGACCAUAUGCAAAUUUUGCGGGGAGGGAUGCGUCGCGUGGGCUGGCGUGUGGUAGUUUUGACGAGGAUAUGUUGACCAAGGAUCUUGAUGGGCCGUUGGAUACGUUGGAGGAUUUGGAUGCGGAGAAGAUGGAGGCGUUGAGGGGGUGGGAGGAGAGGUUUGAGGAGAAGUAUUUGGUAGUGGGGAAGUUGGUGCCGGUGGGGCAUCCGGAGGCGGAGGAGAAGGCGUAG
This is a messenger RNA of Pyrenophora tritici-repentis Pt-1C-BFP, 618 nucleotides long. Lineage: Eukaryota; Fungi; Ascomycota; Dothideomycetes; Pleosporales; Pleosporaceae. The record is from RefSeq and is a predicted model, not a curated record.